UGAAUUUAUUAACACUUGCAGUGGCUUUAUUUGUCGAAACAAACGUUGGACAAUUGGAAAAUGAUGACAAUUAUUACUGCAGUGCUGAGCUCACGUGCAUAGACCUUUAUACUAAUGAACUGAAAAAACAUGUUAUGUGUACCAAUGGACUAAAAUUCGGACGAAAUUGUCAAAAUGCAUCACAUGUUCCGAUAACUCGUGAAAUCCGGGAAUUAUUUUUAAAUGAACAUAACGCAAAACGAAGUUUGGUUGCUAAAGGUCGGUUUUUUUGGAAUUCAGCAGCGACCAGAAUGGCAACUGUUGUUUGGGACGAUGAAUUAGAAAUGCUCGCACUCGCGAAUGUUCUUCAAUGUCAAAUGGAUCACGAUCAGUGUCGUAAAACAAAGCGUUUUCCAUUCGCCGGUCAAAAUCUUUACAAACUGUGGACAUCGGAUAAAGAUGCUAUAAACGAUGAUUAUAUAAUGCGUGGGGUCAAAACAUCAAUGGAUAUCUGGUUUCAAGAAUAUAAACUUGUCAAAAACAUUUCGUGGAUUCAGGCAUUCGGUAGUAAUAGUGCCCCUUGGUGGGAAAUUGGUCAUUUCACACAAAUGAUUUGGGGUGAUUCAGCCGCCAUUGGAUGUGCCAUUGCUCAAAAUCAGGCCGAUGUUUAUAUUGCAUGCAAUUACGCCAAAACGAACAUGAUGGGCUCAUCCGUAUAUGAAAAUGGUACAAUGGGCUCAAAGUGUCAGAUGGGAAUGAACCGCGAAUAUCCCGGUCUUUGUAAUGUAAAUGAAUUUAUCAAGGUAUUAUCUAUAAGCGAAGCACCACCAGUGACCAAAUGGAUUCACAACGGAAAAACAAUCGAUGAAAGCACAUCGAAGAAAUCGACAAUAAAUGUGACAAACGAAUCAAUUCAAAAGGCAAAGCACAAUCAAAACUCCAGUAGAAGUAACAAAAACGUUAAUAUAUUGGCCCAUAUAAUAAUUUUAGCGCUGAAUACUGUCAUUGCAAAAAUACUAAUCGCUUAACGGUUAAAAAUUCAUUGAAGUUUGAAUUUAAUUUCAGAAUUUUUUUUUAUUCUCCUUAGAUUGCUUAUCAAAAGUAUAAACAAGUCAACCAAAACCCUUUGCAAAAAAAAACAAUAAAUAAAUGCAUUCAGAA
Sitodiplosis mosellana (orange wheat blossom midge) is the source of this 1140-nucleotide messenger RNA. Its product is annotated as scoloptoxin SSD552-like. Bases 135 to 1007 code for a protein of 290 amino acids. The record is from RefSeq and is a predicted model, not a curated record. The transcript is spliced from 4 exons. NCBI's taxonomy places the organism in Eukaryota, Metazoa, Arthropoda, Insecta, Diptera, Cecidomyiidae. Gene Ontology annotation, cellular component: extracellular region.